Molecule: messenger RNA, 6120 nt
Organism: Phanerochaete carnosa HHB-10118-sp
Lineage: Eukaryota; Fungi; Basidiomycota; Agaricomycetes; Polyporales; Phanerochaetaceae
Exons: 20
Coding region: 4257-5912 (551 amino acids)
Source: RefSeq, a predicted model, not a curated record
UCCAAAGUCGAUCGCCAGACACGGCGCCCGUCCUGCGAACUACUCUCAGCAGGACUACUUCAACGAGUUCGGCACGGUCGUCGACGCCAUCGCGAACGACCCCCAAGUCCCGACGCGCAACAACCUCGUCGCGCCCAGCGUGAACAGCGGCCCGUGGUCACCAGAGUCGGUGUGGGACACGGGCUUCGUCUCCGCAUACAGCGGCGCGCUCGCCGCGCUCGCCGUCGAGCAGUACGUGUAACCCUUCCCGCACUCGAACUUCUCCUCCUUUCCCAUCUUUCGCCGUUCGCCGCCCGCCCGCCCCUCGCUGAAAACCUCUCUCUCGCCCGCCAGCUACCCGGACGACAACUGCGCGGCGGCGUUCCCCGACGCGGGCUUCGGGCCGCCGAAGGACCCGCAGACGGUGUUCGCGAACUACCUGAACCACACCGCGGGCGUGAGCCUCGUCGCGCCGUACCUGAACUCGACGGCGUUCGCGCAGGCGAGCGGGAAGCCGUUCCUCAUGUUCGAGACGAACACGGCCUCGUGCGGCGGCUUCCCCGGCGUCUCGGACGCGUUCGGCGCCGCGCUCUGGGCCGCCGACUACGGCCUCCAGAUGGCGUACAGCAACUUUUCCGGCGCGCUCCUCCAUGUCGGUGGGGAGGACGACACGUACAACCCGUUCACGCCCCCGCCGACGAACAUGAGCGGCACGCUCGGGUGGACCGUCGGGCCCGUCUUCUACGCCGCCGUCGUGCUCGCCGAGGCGCUCGGCACGUCUGGCACCGCGCAGGUCGUCGACCUCGCGGCGAACGCCGCCGACAUCUUCACGCCCGCCUACGCCGUGUACGAGCGCGGGCAGCUCGCGCGCCUCGCCCUCUUCAACUACGUCACGGACCCGUCCGGCGCGAGCGCGUACACCGCGAGCGUCGCCUUCGCCGACGGCACCGCCGUCCCCCAGGAGGUGUCCGUCAAGUACCUCGCCGCGCCGUCCGUCGCGGAGAAGACGAACAUCACGUGGGCCGGCCAGACCCUCAGCGGCGUGUUCCAAUCAGACGGCCGCCUCAGCGGCCCCGAGACGAUCGAGCGCGUGCCGUGCGACGCGGCGAGCGGGACGUGCAACAUCACCGUGCCGGCGCCAGGCCUCGCGCUCGUGUUCCUCGCGCCCGCCGCGCUCGCCGCCGUCGAGCCGUCCGCGACGGAGACGUUCGCGACGACGACCGUCACGGGCCACGCCGGCCUCUCCGUGCCCGCGUCCGUGCUCGCGACGUCGAACGGCCACAGCGGCGCGAGCCGCGCGCAGACCGAGGGCACGAGCAAGGAGAGCAACGCCGCCGCCGCCGCGCGCGGCGCGCGCCUCGGCGUGGGCACCCUCCUCGCAGCGGUCCUCCCGGCCGCCGUGCUCGUCCUUCGGUUGGCGGUGCGGACUUAGCCGUUGGGAUGUUUGCACGGACUCGGACAGACGAUGGGGCACUGAUGAGCUUGUACACAGAUGGGACUGCAAUCAGACAUUAUUUAGCAUAGCCCUCGACCUGUGAUGAUGUAGACCUUCAAACAGGGAACGACGUGCACAAAGACAGAGUAUAUGCAAGAUGUAUAGGAUAUCGCGUUGCAAAAUGUCCGUGGAAGGUAUCUAACAAGACAAAUACUUUGCAUAGAGAGAACAAUUAGGAAUUAAAAUCCAGGUCCGUACACUCACUCUCCUCGCUCUGUGGCUAUGCAUUAAAGGAGAACAGUCCGCUCAUGAAGAGAAAGUCUUGAACACGAUGCACACGGAGGCAAGCACAGCGAGCACCGCUGUCAGGCUCGGAACGACACCCGCGGCAUGGCCGGCGCCGCUGCUGCCCUUGCUCGUGCUGCCCAUGAACCUGUCCUUGCCGGCGUGGCCGUUGGACGUCUCGAUCACGGAUGGGUUGAUGAGCGCGGUGUUGAGCGUCUUCGUGACGGCCGUCGUCGAAAAGGUGACAGUCGCCGCGGGCUCCGAGUCCUGGACGGCGCUGUCGGAGACGAAGACGAGGGCGAACCCGGGUGCAGGGACGUUGAUCGUGCAGGUGCCCGCAUUCGUGUCACAGGGCACCGUCUGGAUCUGCUCCUCACCCGAGAGGCGGCCGUCGGCCUCAAACUGACCUCCCAAAGUUUGUCCGGCCCAGGUAAUAUUGAACAUCUCGCUGACUGAAGGUGCGAGCAGGUAUUUAACCUUCACCUGCGAGGGCGUCGACGCCGGCUGGCCAUUGCCACCACCGACUUGGAUAGCAACGUCGAGUGCCAUCGCACCGGUGGGGUCGUCCAUGUAGUUGAACAGGGCUACACGCGCAAGUUGGUCGUUCUCGUAGAUGGCGUAUGCAGGGGUCAAGUCGCUGUUGCUGUUCGCGGACAGGUCGACGACACGUGAAGUGUUCGUGUUGCCGAGAAUCUCGGGCAUGGCCAGAAGGGAGUAGAAGAUGGCGCCAACGGUCCACUGGUGGAAGGUCGACUGGUUCGUAGGCGGCGGAGUGAAAGGGUUGUAGUACACGUCUUGUCCACCAACGUGGAUAAGAGCAUGUGUCAAGUUGCUGUACACCAUUUGCAGACCAUAGUCGAGUGCCCAAAGCGAGAUACCGAAGACGUUAGAGAUACCCGGGAAGCCACCACAAGAAGCCGAGUUCGUCUCGAACAUGAUGAACGGCAGCUGGUAUUGCUGGGCGACGAGCGUCGAGUUAAGCAAGGCGCUGCAGAUGGUCUUACCCGACUGAUGCGACAGAUAGUUCGGGAAGACGGUUGGCGGGUAAACCGGCGUUCCAAAGCCCGCGUAGAUAGCAGCACAAUUGUCGUCAGGGUACCUUUCAACGCUAAGGGCAUACAGCGAAUCGACGUAGUUCGGCAAGAAGCCAGUAUUCCAGGUGUCCUCAAGAGUCCACUCGCCUGGGUUCGCCAGAGCCAAACUAGGACCGAUCAUGGUCUUCUUCUGGGGCACGUUGGCAUCGUUGUUGAAGGCAUCCAACCAUUGACCGAAUUCCUCGUAGUAAUCCUGGGCGUCAUAUCCAUCCGGACGAUGCUUAUGCUGGGCGUAAAGAUCGGGUUCGUUGCCGAUUUGGAAGCCAAGCAAGUUGCUGCCGAUGAUACUUUCGCCGUGCUCGACGAUCUCCAUAUGGAUAUUUUCCGUAUCGUUGAAGGGUACACCAAGGAACCACUUGAUGUUGACGAGGCUUGAAAUGUUUGCCAUCGUGUACAACAUUUCAUCAGUGAAGAUGAGUGUUGGCGUACCCGUAGGGUUGUUCGUGUCGAUAGCCUCUUUUUCGAUCAUCUUGCCAUCGGGCGUGCUCGUAACCAAUGUUGCAUAGUCCUGGGUGUUACCGCCGACACGAAUGACGACUUGACCGGCGCGCUCGGUGAGCAGGGACAUGAGGUUGAGGAAGGGGACGCUGAGGAAGGACCUGUGCGGGGGAGUUCAGGCAACCAUCGGGAACAGGAAAGACGACGCGUACGCAUUCACACCAACUGGUCACGACGCUAACGUCAGUAGGUUGUCGCCACGACUUACUCGCGCUACUCACACACUUGCGUCACAACGGACUGUUCAAUCGAAAGACCGUAAAAUGAGGCGGCCGCGGGGAUGCUCAGUCCGUUGACCUGGUUGGCCUGGGGCAUCACAUUUAUACCGAAUUGAUUGGCAGGUGGUGGACUUGGUAUGGCGGGAGGAGGCCAUGUCGUGGGAUCAUAGGCAGCAAGGCCGGUGUAAUUCCCUGUCGUGGACGCGGUGGCAGCAGACGCAGAAGAGGUGGAGGUCUGUGCGGCCAGAGGAAACUGGUCGUAGACGGUAACAGCGCGGACGGCCGCGAGAGAGCAGAGAGUGUAAACAAGUAAGGAACGGAAGGCCGCCAUGUCGGCCUGAGGGUCGUCGUCGACGGAGCAGGCGUCGAGGUCGGUGCCAAGAUAUUUCGCUUGGGGUUGUAUUAUUUGGGUACGGAGCGCGUUCCAUAUAUGGUAAUAUUGGCGCCAAUUACUUGCGUCGCUCCUACGUAAGCUUAUGAGCGGGCAAUGUUGAACUCGCCGUCGAUCUUCUUGCAAUCUGGACGCACAUGAAUGCAUGAAACUCGCAGCGUGCAUGAAGAGUUCUAUCUGCUGAGUGUACUGCAGAAGAUGUACGGAGGAUGCGUCACGAGGUAUAACUCAUGACGACCGUUCUUCUUCCUAUCAUACCCUCAUCACAUGACAACAAGCCAGCUGCUAGCAUAAAUAGUACAAUGCAACGAAUGGCUGUCGCUUUGGGAGCCCUCUGACGAAGCAGGUUGCUCGCAAUGUUGCGCACAGCUUUUACGACGCUCCUUGUCGUAUCUUACCUCGCACGAGCUUACGCUCAGACAUGGUGUGGGAAAAACUACAUGGCAGGUUCGCCUGUGAUCCCUCCUGGAGGCCAGUUCCCAAUCUCGGCGACAUCUUCGUCGCCUCUGCUAGCCUUCCGCUGCGCACCCGCCAUAAAGCCAUACCUCCCUGAAGACGUCCCCACUCUCUCGUCGUUCAUUAUAGACACACCCAUCACGAAAUCUGAAAUUACCGGCGCCGCGCCCAUCUCCCUGCCCGGGCAUGGCAGUCUAGGGUCGGUAGCUGUAACAGUCUCGGUCGAUGGUCGCUCGCUUGCCACUGGCGUCGUUCCUCUCAAUGCGACCAAGUUCGAGCUUCCAUUUUCCCUGGCCGGAUUCUCGCCGCGCGCGGAGGCAUACAAUGUCACCUGUACCGCCGAGUAUUCCUCGAGUUCCCUCAGCAAACCUCAGCAGUUCUCGACCGGCGCAGCACUUUCGUUGCUGCCAGACCCGCCCGCCGGACGCUCGGUCACGAAGAUGGAUCUGCGCACUGGCGCGCUGCUUGCAAAACCAGCUACCGGAAAUGGCGGCAGCUAUGAGACUGUCUUCCCAAUUGGGUUUUAUACCAAUUUUGCCGGUUACUUGGACAGCAAUCUGACGCUGCUGAAUGUACUCAAAGAGCAAGGUUUUACGGUUCAUCCUGUACCUACCUUUGACAACUUGACAGCGCUGGAUCUUAUCCUUGAUCGCAUGCAAGAGCUUGGUCUCUACCUGAUGUACGACAUGCGCUGGACGUACAUGAACGAUACUGCGGUUACGGAAGAGGUCAAUCGCAUCAAAAAUCGUCCAAACUUGCUGCUUUGGUACACCGGUGACGAGCCAGAUGGGACUUCAGACCCUUUGAACGCUACAUCGCAUGCUUACGACCUCAUCUAUUCACUGGAUGGGUACCAUCCCGUCUCAUUGGUUUUAAAUUGCGAAGACUACUUCUGGACUCAGUACACUUCGGGUUCGGACAUUGUCAUGCAGGACACCUACAUGAUAAGCAACAAUGUGACCUUCUCGAAUCAAUGGGAGACACCCUGCACCCUAGACUACGGGUGCUGCGGGUGCGACGACUGUAAGGGCAAUUUUGAAGAUAUUAGCACGCGCAUGGACGACUUCGCCGAGCGUCUCUGGGACAACGGGUGGGACAGGACGAAAGCCGUGUGGACCGUCCCACAGGCCUUCGGUAACGAUACGUACUGGACGCGCCAACCGACAGGCAAAGAGUACAUUGUGCAAGCCGUGCUGGGCAUCAACCAUGGCGGGCUCGGCGUCGUGGCGUGGAACGACCCAACGACGCCCGAGAUCAAGGCCUCUGCGAGCGCACUCGCCCUGGCACUACCGACAAUGCAAGACUUCAUCUUGAGCCCCUCGGCGUCCUUCGCACACGUCUCGAGCGGCCAAGUCGACGUCGGCGUGUGGACCGUCGGCGCGCGCUCCCUCGUGCUCGCAACGAACCUCAACUAUGCGGAGGCAACGCUCCCUCUGGCAAGUGUCCCUGGUGUCGAGGGCAAAAGCGUGCAGCAGGUGUUCGAUAGCGGGGCGAGCUUUGCUGGCGGGAAGUUUGUGUUUGAGUCCACGGGGACGGGCGGGUUCAUUGUUUCGUGACUCCAUGAUGAACUGUAAUGUCCUUCCGCACAAUGGCUCUAAGAAUGAUGACUCCGAAACAUACUUGCCCGUCCUGUACUCUUCCCACUGUUGUCAUUGUCAUGGACUUCUGUCUCUGUCCCUACCCGUAGAUUCUGUUAUCCAUACAACUCUCACAUGAUACAUAUAUGUCAAAUCUGGUAGCUAGAUAUACAAUGCUUCCGAUUCC